Messenger RNA from Melospiza georgiana, 3746 nucleotides. It is a transcript of the gene RAB10, whose product is annotated as RAB10, member RAS oncogene family. Gene Ontology annotation, molecular function: GTPase activity; GTP binding. The coding region runs from base 310 to 912 and encodes 200 amino acids. The record is from RefSeq and is a predicted model, not a curated record. Gene Ontology annotation, biological process: cellular response to insulin stimulus. Gene Ontology annotation, cellular component: insulin-responsive compartment; Golgi apparatus; recycling endosome. The transcript has 6 exons. NCBI's taxonomy places the organism in Eukaryota, Metazoa, Chordata, Aves, Passeriformes, Passerellidae.
CCCGGGGGAGAGCCGGGAAGGGCCGGCGACGAGCGGGGCCCAUCGAGCCGAGCGGAGCCCGGGCGGAGCGCGGGGUUAUGAGGGCGGGCGCCGCCGCCUCCCCGUGAGGAGCCGCGGGCGCGGGGAGCGCGCGAGGCCGCCCCGCCACAGGAAGCCAUUUUGUGGGCCCCCUCCUCCUCCUCCUCCUCCUCGUCGCUCUCGUCCUCUUCCUCCUCCUCGUCCUCCGCCGUCGCCGCCGCCCUCGGGAGCGGCCGGGCCCGGUGAAGGAGGCGGCGAGGAGGGGCGGCGGCGGCCGCCGCGCCCUCCCCCAUGGCGAAGAAAACCUACGACCUGCUCUUCAAGCUGCUGCUCAUCGGGGACUCGGGGGUCGGCAAGACCUGCGUCCUCUUCCGCUUCUCCGACGAUGCCUUCAACACCACCUUCAUCUCCACCAUUGGGAUAGACUUCAAGAUUAAAACUGUUGAACUACAAGGAAAGAAGAUCAAGCUCCAGAUCUGGGACACGGCGGGGCAGGAGCGCUUCCACACCAUCACCACCUCCUACUACCGGGGGGCCAUGGGCAUCAUGCUGGUGUACGACAUCACCAACGCCAAGAGCUUCGAGAACAUCAGCAAGUGGCUCAGGAACAUCGACGAGCAUGCCAACGAGGAUGUGGAGAGGAUGCUGUUAGGAAACAAGUGUGACAUGGAAGAUAAAAGAGUUGUCCCUAAAGCAAAAGGUGAACAGAUUGCCAGGGAGCACGGUAUUAGGUUUUUUGAAACUAGUGCAAAAGCAAAUAUAAACAUUGAGAAGGCAUUCCUCACAUUAGCAGAAGACAUUCUUCGAAAGACCCCUGUAAAAGAGCCCAACAGUGAAAAUGUAGAUAUCAGCAGUGGCAGUGGGGUGACGGGCUGGAAGAGCAAGUGCUGCUGAACCUUCUCCUCUCUCACCAAUCGCCAUCCACCGCCCCUUUUUUCUCGCUGCAAAACAAACCACUCUGCCCGUUUUUUAACCUGAAACCAAUGGUUUUGUUCCUCAUCUUAACGAGCUCCUGCCUCCCCUUGGUUUUCUGGCUAGGACAGCUUUGCCUACUCCAGUUUUCUCAACACAUGUAUAGGAAAUUCAUCUCCGUGACUUCAUUUCCAUGUCCCUGCUCAGCUCACCACUACGUUUGGGUUGUAUUAUAGUCCCGUCCCUCCUGCCAUUAAACCCCAGAGCAAUCAUACUCAACUCUCUUCUGCAAAUUGUAUAAGAAUAAAGGUUAGAAUUAACAAUUGAUUUUGUACAACAGUGGAAUUUUCUGUCAUGGAUCAUGUGCUUGAGUCACCAUAUUCUCUAGAUGCAUCAGGCAAGAGCCAGGAAAAACUCAUUUUCGCCUUGAGUCCGUGAGUGGGGUUUCUUUGUUCUGUGCCUUAUGUGGAAAAAGGAACUUUUAUUUUCACUUUCUUUUCUCUUUUCUGGUGGAAGCAUGUGCAGGAGACAUCCCAUCCCCCCUGUGCCAUUGAGUCCUGACCUCUGUAGUGGUUGCUUUCUGUAACGUUGGUGUCAUGCAUCGAGGACAAAGGGUGGUGCAAAACAAAAGCAAACUCCAUGUAACCUGCUGUGUCUCCUCUUGCCAAUCCCGCCGUUCCCAACUCUUCCUGCUGCCAUUUUUUUUCUCUCACUUUGCCGCUCUUUCCUUUAUUUCUUUUUCUUUUUUUUCUUUUUUUUCUUUCUUUUUUUUUUUUUUUUUUGCCUGCAUGCUGCUUUGAUUUGCAUUUCUCCAUGGUGUGAUGUGUUAAUGGAAAGGAUGGCAACGCAGUGUGUUUGCCAAAAAUUUAAUACAAAGCACUGAUUUAGCUUCCGAGGUAAAAAUGUUGAGAUUCCUACUAACCCCCCUAGGCCUGUCCGUCACUAGUGGUUCCCUCCUCCUCCUCCUCCUCCCGCGUAGCCCCGGCCUUUCCCCCCAUAUGGAAGAGUUAUUUGCAUGCACUAGUUUCUAUGGAGGGUGAUGUGGUUGUCUACUUUCUGUGUAUGAAUAUAACAUGGAUCCCCAAACUGACAGCAGUUCAUUAACACGAGCUCCCAGCUUCUGUCCCCGAGGGCUGCGGGGCCGGCCCGAGCCCGAGCGGAACUGGAUGGAAAGAGAAGGAAAGGAAAGGAAACAAACCAGCCAGAGGGCAGUUUAAUUUAUUACCUCCCUGGAAACUUUCCACGUUCCAGUGUCCGCAGCGGCCGCGCCGGGCCAGCCCCGCUCCGGAUCCCGGCGGGGCAGCUCCCUCGGGAUGGAGCGGCGGCCUUUCCAUCGCUCCUGCCGCUGGCACCGGCGCUGCUGGCCCUGUCCUGCCGCUCCUGCCGCUGGCACUGGCCCUGCUGGCCCUGCCCUGCCACUGUCACCGGCCCUGGGCACCGAGCGCUCGCCCUGCGCGGCCGCUGCCCCACGUGGAUCGCCAGCGGUGAAUCCCGGCGGUGAAUCCCGGCGGUGAAUCCCGGCGGUGAAUCCCGGCGGUGAAUCCCGGCGGUAAAUCCCGGCGGUGAAUCCCGGCGGUGAAUCCCGGCGGUGAAUCCCGGCUCCAAACCCGGCCCCGAGCCCGGUCCCAGUGGGGAGGACACUCGGCAGCCGCCCCGAGCCCCUGGGCCCCGCCUGUGCCUGGCUCCGGCCGCGGCCUUGGCACCGGCACUGGCACCGGCACUGGCUCCGCUCCGCCCUCGCCGCAGCCGCUAACGCUGAGUGAAUUCUAAUGAAAUGACGGUGUUUUAACACGGAACUCCUGGUCCGGAGCGGCUCCUCACCGAGGUGUCCCCCCCUGUCCCUCUGUAUUUGGCAUUUUGUCCCCAACGUGUGUGUUAAACCCUUCCCAGGCGAGUGGCUGGUGAGCUCGGCUCAGUGUACAGAGUCCGGCCACUUCCGGCUAAAUCUGCACUUUCUAACGUGAUCAAAAAGGGAAAAAAAAUGGCGAAAUCUACAUCAAGGGUGGUUUUUCUUUUUGUAUAAUCCUUGUUUUAAACGUGAGCUUUUUAUUUGCUUGCAGGGGCUCGGCUCCCUGUGUGUGCCCCCUUUGUAGACGCUGUGCCCGCUGCAGGCACAGGAGGAGCCCAGGCCACUCGCUGGUGCCACUCGCUGCCAACGCCGCCCCCUCGUCCCUCCCUCCCUCCCUCCCCGUCAGUAAAACUGAGCUGUUUCUAUCGGGUCUAUUUCUGUUCCUGUCCAAGCUCCAGCUGCAGGGCCGGGAGGAGGGAGCAGCACGAUGCUGAAACAGAUAAAAAACCCUAAAAUUAAUAAUAAUAUUAUUAAUAACGAUGAUGUCGGAGGAGUUUGCAGUAACUUGAUGUCUGCUGGUAUCUCAACUCCCUGCUCGUUCCAGACUAACUGCUUGUGAAACCUCUGCUUGGAACCCAGCCCAGCCCUGUGGAGUAGAGAAGGGCAGCGGGAGGUGUCAGCAGCCCCUCCGUGCCCCCGGAGGGAGCUCGGCGCUGCCCUUUGGUCACCAAAACAAAGAGUUAAACCAUGAAAUCGGUCCUGCUAAACCAAACCCGAGCUCGGCUCUGCCCCACGGCCGUGUCGCGCUUCGUGCCCUCGGACGGUGGAAAUAAAACAGCGUCAAGGUCCUGGAUUAAUUCCCAUGCCGACAAUUUUUUACUUAAUCUUUUAAUAUUUUUGCUACUCCACUCUGGCUUUUUAUUUAAAACACAUUCUUUUGUACCACUUACUGUAUCAAAUUGUAUAAAAGAUCACUGUCCCAUUCUUGGUCGUACCAAGAGCAAAUAAAAGCUUUUAUAAACUUGCA